Messenger RNA from Capronia coronata CBS 617.96, 1803 nucleotides. RefSeq lists its product as uncharacterized. Gene Ontology annotation, biological process: transmembrane transport. The coding region runs from base 1 to 1803 and encodes 600 amino acids. The record is from RefSeq and is a predicted model, not a curated record. Lineage: Eukaryota; Fungi; Ascomycota; Eurotiomycetes; Chaetothyriales; Herpotrichiellaceae. The transcript is spliced from 3 exons. Gene Ontology annotation, molecular function: transmembrane transporter activity.
AUGGCUUCCACUGAUCGUCAACCCACGUCGAACCCUACCAGGUCAGAUCCCGCGGCCCCGAUCGAGGCCAGAGAGGAGAACGGCGAGUGGGAGAAGGCUUCCACCAUGGCUCCGGGAGACGGCGCGCACCGCAUGACGGAACAUGUUGGACAACCUGCGCCGGAACAGAAGGUCGAACACGACUCGGACCCAGAAACCUUCGAUAAGAUCGAGAUCACCGAGGAGGACUGCUAUGAUGAGUUGGGGUAUUCGUUUCCCACGUGGCGGAAAUGGACCAUCCUCACCGUCAUCUUUCUCGUCCAGCUCUCGAUGAACUUCAAUACCAGUUUGUACUCCAACGGCCUCACUGGCAUCUCGGAAGAAUUCAAUGUCAGUCUUCAAGCUGCUCGGUGCGGUGCCAUGAUAUUCCUUGUCCUCUAUGCUUUUGGCUGUGAGCUUUGGGCGCCCUGGAGUGAAGAGAUUGGUAGAUGGCCCAUCCUACAGGCUUCUUUGACCCUGGUGAACAUUUGGCAGCUGCCCGUCGCGUUGGCACCCAAUUUUGCAAGUCUCAUGGUUGGCAGAGCUCUUGGUGGGUUGAGUUCAGCUGGAGGGUCUGUCACUCUGGGAAUGAUUGCGGAUAUGUGGGAAUCAGAUGAUCAGCAGUACGCUGUGGCUUACGUUGUCUUCUCGUCGGUCUUUGGCUCAGUCCUGGGACCGAUUGUGGGUGGCUUCGUUGAGCAGUGGCUAGCUUGGAGAUGGACUAUCUGGAUUCAACUCAUCUUCGGCGGUUUUGUACAAGCCUGCCAUUUCUUCCUUGUCCCUGAGACUCGUUCAACCAUUCUUAUGGACAGAAUCGCGAAGAAGAGACGCAAGGCUACUGGUGAAAACAUCUGGGGCCCCAACGAACUCGAACCUUUCAAGGACCGCUUCUCUGCCAGCGAAAUCAUGAUUACAUGGAUCCGGCCUUUCAAAAUGUUCCUCACUGAACCAAUCGUCCUUACAUUAUCGCUUCUGAGCGGGUUCAGCGACGCCCUGAUCUUCAUGUUCAUCCAGUCUUUCUCCUUGGUAUACGAUCAAUGGAAUUUUGCCAUCUUUGCAGUCGGCCUUUCUUUCAUUCCACUGGGUCUCGGUUACGCCAUAGCAUGGAUUUCAUUCAUCCCCGCAAUCAGGCGGAACGUCAAGGAGAGAAAAGCCAAGCCAGGCGAUGAGAAGGCUCAAUAUGAAUCACGACUGUGGUGGCUACUCUGGACUGCGCCUUGCCUUCCCAUCGGCCUCUUUGGAUUUGCCUGGACUAUUCAGGGACCGCCUAUUCACUGGAUUGGCUCGAUGGUAUUUGCAGUCCUAGUCGGAAUUGCAAAUUAUGCCAUCUACAUGGCCACUAUCGACUACAUGAUCUGCGCCUAUGGUCCCUACUCCGCAUCCGCGACGGGAGGUAACGGAUGGUCUAGAGAUUUCCUGGCCGGUGUCCUCACCAUUCCAGCAACACCAUUCAUGAGCAACAUCGGUGGUCGUUAUCAUCUCGACUACGCCGUGACCAUUCUGGCUUGCAUCUCCACUCUCCUUGUGAUGGCUGUCUAUGUCAUUUACUGGUAUGGUCCAACACUCCGCAAGCGCUCGCCGUUUGCCCAGUCCCUGGCAGACGCUCGUGCCGACAACUUGGGCCGGAGUCUCUCCUACCUGCCCUCGGUCUCUGGCACCUCUGACUCUAGAAGACUGUCACGGGCCAGUACAAACGCUUCGCGCGAAGUUAACUCCAGGAGACAGAGUCAAGUGGAUCUCCGCAGGCACAGCUUGCCUAGGAUGGGAUCUGGCAUAACCCGAUAG